Molecule: messenger RNA, 2483 nt
Organism: Dothidotthia symphoricarpi CBS 119687
Lineage: Eukaryota; Fungi; Ascomycota; Dothideomycetes; Pleosporales; Dothidotthiaceae
Exons: 2
Coding region: 32-2101 (689 amino acids)
Source: RefSeq, a predicted model, not a curated record
CCUCCUCCAUCUGCAUCUCUGCACAAUCAACAUGAGCCUGCGCUACAGAGCUGAAUAUGGUCGGGGGGGAUCACCUUACGGUCUUCAAUCUGUACGGCACCUCUCCAAAGGCAGUUGGCGCGCACUUUGGACACUGUUUGCUAGCACCUCGUUGCUCAGCUCACGGCAUGCACUCGUAGAGAAGAACAUCCACUAUCCUUUGCAACUCAACUUCAACCAUCUUGUUGCCACAGGGCUCAUUUCAUGGCUGUUUUUGCAACCAGACAAUACUCUGGAUAUACACCCUAAACCAAAAAAGCCAAUGACCCGGAAAACUGCCUUAGUCGCGUUCGCAAUGUCUCUUAUGUCAAUAUCUGCGAUUUGCACCCAACAAGCUAUUCUGCACUUCCAGAACCUGCCGACACUAGUCAUGAUCACCACCAUAGCUUUUGUCGCCGAGAGCCUUGUACUUUCUAUCAGUGGUAUAGCUUCUCAAACGCAAGUCGAAUUUAUUCGAGUAGGCCUACUCGUUUCAGCUUGCGCUGGUCUACUCUUCGUAGAGUAUCGACUUAAUGUACCAGGCUUGGUGGCGUCCAUCCCGGCGAUGCUUCUUGCCGGAGCUGCACGAGCUCUGUGGAGAAUCGCCAGUAGAUAUUGCCCGGAAGAAGUCGCGGACUGCCGGACUCAAACCAGAAGACUUGUUCUCAUGGGAGCUCUGGUCAAUAUAAUUUGGGUAAUAGUCUUCUGGAGCGGUGAUCCAAUCUUCGCAUUCGACUUGACAAGUGUCCCGUUGCUCACCUUUAAUGCCAUAACAUCCGCUCUGGCUUUGAUUCUUGGAAAGUCGAUGCUAUUUCCUAUCGACGACGAGGAUAAUUACACAGCUUCUGAGGCUGGUAAUGUUCCAGUGUUUCAGAACGUGGACAUAUGGACCCUUCUUGCUCUAACCGGCAUUACAGGUUGUUACGCAACACUCUCCCAACGUCGUUCAUACACAAAUGUAUAUCAAUUCGGUUGCUUUUUCUUUGCAAUGCUGUGCAUAAGCGGGAAAGCUAGCACAGGUCUGCUUCCGGGUCAACCGCAGUAUACUUCGGCCACUAGGAGCACUCAUCAACUGACAGACCUCUCUGUGGAGCGGUUGUCAGACGACAGCGGGAUCAGUCCUUUGUUUGAGGAGAUUGAUGAGACUGACAAGUAUACGUCCCUACCAAGUUGGUGGAAUCUCAAGCUUCGCAGAUUCUUACUCAGCGUUGGCGUUAUACUGGUCUGGACCGUAUAUGGAGUCUCUAAUUUCACCGAGCGAUCGAACCCUUCCGACUUGACCCUUCUCGAUGAGAAAUAUGUCCCGACAAUGGACAUAGAAAUCGUAUUGAGCAUGUACAAAGAGCCACUCGAUGAGGUCAACGAGCUUAUACACAACCUUAAGAGUAUGCCAGAUCUGUCAGAUGCACACGUCACAAUCUACAUCAAAGAUACCGAGGCAGACAGUGCACUUAUCAAACAGCACACAAAAGCUGAUGACAUCAUACUCCUGCCGAAUGUUGGUCGAGAGGGUGAAACGUACCUGAAUCACAUUCUCAACCGUUGGGAUACUCUUGCCAGGCAAACCAUCUUUAUGCAGGCAGACGUGCAUAACCCACGAGAAUUCUACACCCACGUCAGAAACUACUACAGUCGCGAUCAGACUGGGUUUCUCAACCUUGGCUGGUCAGGUGCAGUCUGCGAUUGCGAACACUGCGGCGAUAGGUUUGCCUGGGAAGAGAAAACCGGUCUCUUCCCUACAGUCCAAAGCCAAAUCAACAACUCGACUAGCUGCGAAAACGUCCUGUUAAGUUACAAAGGACAGUUCGUUGUUUCGGCUGCGCGUGUCCGUGGCAUCAACAAGGAUAUCUAUCGUAAGCUUCAUCAAGCUAUCAGUGACGAGAACAGCUGGGCGCACCAGCCAGAAUAUCUCGAAGGCAGGCCGGACUCAAUGAGUGCGCCACGGUUUGGCUAUACGCUGGAAAGGAUCUGGAACCUUUUGUUCCAGUGCUCAAACAUGGAACUCGCCUGGAAGUGUCCGUCGCUGAUCAGCGGGUGGAGGAUAGGCGGUGACAUCAGUGACUGUCAAUGUUUCGACACAUGAGCCUUGUCUUUUGAGCGAUGCGGUGGAAUACCUGGAGAGCAUCCCUGAGCAGGCGAAGUUGUUGGACAUCGACAUACAUGUAACAAAAGGAGUCUCUCCGCACAGUAGACGCGACUGACAGCUGGUUAUCUUGUCCAAACUAGGAAAAUAUCCUAGUUUGAUGCCUUCCAUUAUAAACUAGUAUAUAUAAACGUAAUAAUGCAAGCGGGGAUGUUUCAGUGCGAUAGUAUCUCUUGAAUACAGCCGCGUUUGACACGCAUUUUACACGGCCCAGAAGGAGGCUGGAAUAUCGAUGGUUCAACGAAGCAAAGGAAGCCUAGCAUGAAGAAUGCGAGAGUGAUAAUGUAGUCUGUGAGGAUUCCAGAUGAACAAGGUAAACAAG